This is a messenger RNA of Styela clava, 2002 nucleotides long. RefSeq names its product glutathione hydrolase 1 proenzyme-like. Gene Ontology annotation, molecular function: glutathione gamma-glutamate hydrolase. Gene Ontology annotation, biological process: glutathione catabolic process. Lineage: Eukaryota; Metazoa; Chordata; Ascidiacea; Stolidobranchia; Styelidae. The record is from RefSeq and is a predicted model, not a curated record. Gene Ontology annotation, cellular component: plasma membrane.
GUGUUUGCUGCAUGGACGAUUUGAUAAUUUAUAAUAAAACGUUCAUAUGACUUGCAGACCAGUAUUCGGUAUCAUCGAUUAGUAUUUCUGAGAAAUUUGGUUUGGUACUACUUUUCACCAGGGUGAUACUUGUAAAAAAUGAAGGAAACCGGCACUUCGAAUUCAUACAAGGAAUUUAUGUCAGCAGCUGUAGUUUGCAAUAAUGAAAUUCCAUGUACUGCAGGAAAAAAUAUUCUGGCAGCAGGAGGCUCAGUUGUUGAUGCUGCCAUCACGUCUAUGUUGACAUUAGGAGUGAUAUCAUUCCAGAGCUCAGGAAUAGGAGGUGGGUUCUUCAUCGUUUACUAUGAUGCAAAAACGGGAAAAGACUAUUUUAUCGACGCAAGAUCAGUUGCUCCACUCGAAAUUGAUCCUGAAUUCUACGUUGAUAAUAAUUAUGCAAAAACAUAUGGUCGGUCAUCCAUUGCCGUCCCAGGAGAGAUACACGGCUUUUGGGAAAUACAUCAAAGAUUUGGAAUACUUCCUUGGUCAGCCCUAUUCAAGCCAGCCAUUGAAUUGGCGGAAAAAGGUUUUAGGAUGACCGCAUCAUGUUCCAACUGGCUCAGAGUGACUAUGCCAAAAGUAAAGGAAAAUGAAAAUUUAAGAAAUUUCCUGAAGAAUUCCGAUGGAACAUUCAAACAAACUGGUGAUUAUAUCAAGAGACCAAAUUUAGCGGCUACUCUCCGUAUAAUAGCAGAAGAAGGAGCUGCUGCUUUUUACAACGGAUCUUUAACAAAAUCUAUUUUAGAUGACAUAAAUGAUGGAUUUGGUUUUCCUUCUGCCAUCACAAUCAAAGACUUCAAUAUGUACAGGACUAGGAUAAGGGAGAGUACGAAACUUCAACUGGACAAUUUCACAGUGAUAUCAACGGCAGCGCCGAGUGGAGGAAAUAUGUUGGCGUAUUUACUCAAAAUCCUUCACGAAUUCAAUCUAUCUGCUGAGGAUCUUCGUCAGGAUGAAGUUUUAACUUAUCAUCGAAUUAUUGAGGCGAUGAAAUUCACAUAUUACAAGAGAAAUGUACUUGGGGAUCCUGACUUCUGUCCAAAUGUUAAUCGGAUUUUAAAAGAAAUUAUUACGGAUGAAUAUUGUAAGAACGUAAGGGAGAAAAUUGAUGAUUCACAAACUCACCCAUUACAAUAUUACGGUGAAGAUUUGACCCCGGUACAAGAAGAUCACGGUACAGGGCACUUGGGAAUAAUUGGAGAAGAUGGAAGCGCGGUCGCCAUGACCAGCACUGUUAAUCAACCAUUUGGCAGCAAUGUUCUUGGACGAAAAACUGGUAUUGUGUUCAACGAUCAGAUAGGAGAAUACUCGAUACCAGGGGAAACAGUCACUAAGAGGUGGCGUCCAAAUAACCUGCUUGAACCUGGGAAAAGAGCUCUUUCGACAACAUGUCCGACUAUUAUUUUAAGCAGAACGCCUGGAGGCCCAAAAGUAAAAAUGAUUGUAGGGGGUUCGGGAGGGACAAGGAUUGUAAGCGCUACAGCACUAACAAUUAUACGAACGCUUUGGUUUCACGAGGAUUUAGAUAAAGCAGUAAAAUCGAAGAGACUUCAUCACACCUGGUACCCGAACGUUUUGCACAUUGAGAAUGGAAUGGACCAGGACGUUGUACGUGGUCUAAAAGAGCGCGGGCACAAGAUAGAGUGGAUGGAAGGUUACUGUUCAACUGUCCAGGCAAUUCUGAAGCUAGAAAAUGGUAGAAUUGCAGCCAAAUGCGACGAAAGAAGGGGAGGAUAUCCAGACGGCUUUUGACAAAAUUAUUACAUAUACAUACGAUAUGGCCAUGAGUCUUCAUAUCCAGUAGCAGACGAUACCUGACUUCUUCAAUUAUGCACUGCUUUACCAAACUGUUCAAAAUUCAUACAUAUAGUUCAAAUUUUGUGCUUUGGCAGUAGCUUAUUAUAACCAACAUAAUACUGAGCUGAACUGGAAAGUUUCUUAUAUACAAAUUUUCUUAAAGCAA